UAGUUUUACACAAACCUCAGUCAAAAAACAUGGCCGAUGUAAACAUUGACGUGGAAAGACUCGAGGGACAAAAGAAAAUUUCAGAUGAAUUGCAGUUUCAAGACAUUCCACAUGACUCAUUUGUAAAUGACAAGGGUAAAGUUCAGACGCAUACUUUCUCAGAUUUCCCUCCCACAGCAGAGUCUGAUGAAGACGAUGUAUAUGACAAAUCUCAGCUCAUUAAAGAUGAAGCUAAACCUGGAGGUCCUUCCUUUUGGACAUUUGAAUAUUACCAGCAGUUUUUCGAUGUGGAGACCAAACAGGUGCUGUAUCGUAUAGCUGGGUCUAUGGUGCCGAAACCAGGAUCAAACUACUUACAAAACACUAUCCGACCCAACCCAGAUCUCUAUGGACCUUUCUGGAUCUGUACAACACUCGUGUUCACAACAGCCAUUGCUGGGAAUUUGGCAAAUUAUCUCUCCUCAGAAGGCAAAAACUUUAAAUGGAAAUAUGACUUCCAUAAAGUAACGUUUGCUGCGGCAGCCAUUUUCAGCUACUGGUGGAUUAUUCCUACAGCGUUGUUUGGUUUCCUGUGGUGGAGAGGCAGCAAGGCUAACUAUACAUUCCUAGAAAUCCUGUGUAUAUAUGGAUAUUCCCUGACUAUUUACAUUCCUAUAUCGAUAUUAUGGGUGGUCCAGUUUGAGUGGCUGCAGUGGACACUGGUGAUGGUUGGAACUUUGUUGUCAGGUGGAGUACUGGUGCUCACUUUGUGGCCUGCUGUCACAAUGGAAACCAAGAAAACUGCCUGGGUCAUCAUAAUACUCAUUUUCUUAUGUCACACUUCACUGGCUGUUGGCUUCAAGCUCUACUUUUUCAAUGCCCCUGUACAUCAGGUGACAACAGGAACUAGUCUUCACCCAGUGUUCACCACGACAUUUAAGACAACACCAUUGGUAACUAACUCAAAUGCAGCCAAGACAAAGAAGUUAAGUGCCACCAAGGGACAUAUAAAAAGCAAGGGCAAAAGUGAAAAUCAUGAGAAAAGAAAAUCAACUUUAAAGACAGACAGUGGUCAAGUGAAUGAUGCAAGGAAAAAUAAGCACAUUAGAUGAGUUGUUUGGGAUAUACCAGUUGCUAUGGAAAUCCAUUUUAAGAUUUUGUGAGAGUUAUUGAUACAAUGCAUUGAUGUAAGAGUAGGGCUGGAACAAUACAUGUUUCAUCUACCAGUAUGAUAUUGAUGCCAGUUUUAUACAGCUGGCUUGAUGUAGUAUGAUACAUGUAUAUCAUCAAAGAAAGGUAUGUUUAUUUCAGCAGAAUUAUUUAAGAAAUGAAGCUUAUUUUUGCCUUUAUAAUAUGAUAUAACUUUACUUGGGUCAGUUUAUGGAUUAUAAACUGCAAAGCAUUGAAUAAAGAAGGUGUAAACUGUUCCAAGUUAUACCUGUAUCUUAUAGCAUCUAAAAAUUCGCUUUAUUCCUGAUCAUUUAUUUUUUGAAAAAGACAUAACUACAAGUCGUAGUCUAUAAUAAACACUGGUAAAUGCAUAUCACUUGCACCAUGCAAGGAUUCACUUAGCAACUACAAAUGCAGCAUCUUCGUAUGCAAUUUGUUUUUUCAAAUUUUAAAACAUAGUUAUUGAUGGUGGAGUUUGCAACAACUCUUGAUAAUAGAAAAUAUAAAUGUAUGGGCUACACAUGUAAUGUGUGCUUUGCAGCACUUUUAAGAUUGACUUUGAAGUUGCUGCGAUAGAAAGUGCAGCAAAAUGUUAACUCUUGACAUUACAUAAAAAAGGUAGUCUGGGCUGCGUUCAAGAUCGCAGCUGCUAGGCUAGAUAUCUAGGUCUGUGGAACGCACUGUAUGAAUUAAUGCUUGCUAUCCCUAUGUAGGGCUAGCCUAGCACAUUGUUCAAGAUCGUAGCACUACCGAGCCCUACGUAGCCGCUACAAUCUUGAACGCAGCCCUGAUUCCAAAAAAUGAUUUGCAGUUUUUGAAAAGUUUUAAACUGCAUCAAAACUUACCACUGCAUGUAAGAUUGUUGUCAAUGGUACAUCCAACACGGUAAAAUGCUUAUCAGCAAGUGACCGAUUGAGAUCUACAGGUCAAUGUGAUGUGAUGUCAUCUGGUAAAAUGUGACACAUUUCAUGCUUUUAGAGGCAGAUCAAGCAAUUUAUCCUCCAAUCAAAAAUAUGUUUUAAAAUGAAACCAAGCAAAUUUUACAAAUACAUAUGUACAUAUACUUGAUAUUAAUUAACUCAUUAUUCUGUUAUUCCACACUUGCAACCUUUCUGUUUUAUUCUGUUGCUCACCAUCUUUACACUUUAAAGUAGAUCGAUCCUCAUGUGAUGUCAUAGGUUUUUGCAAAAAUCUUUAUUAGAUUACAUGUAAACUUUGUGCAUGAUAGAAAUGUAUUUAUCGGAGGAAUUUUAUUAAUUGGAUAAAAUUAAAAAAAAUUGGUAACUAUUGAUAGUGAAAAAGUUUAUAUUUUCCAUUGAGAAACAAAUGUUGACAAGGGCGAUAACUCCUAUGCUGGCAUAUCCUCUACUGUAUGUCUAUACAAUGAUUUCCCUAAUAUCCACAACUUAUUUAUACAUAUCUAUAUAUUAGCAGUUUUUCUAAACUGUUGGUAUUAAAAGAUUGUCAUUUUAACAAAUUUCAAUCUAUUUUUAUUAUUCUAUUUUACGAAAACGUGUGAUUUUCUGAUGUUGACCUAUACUUCUGUUUUUGUAUGUCUGACAUCUUGAAAAAGGUGGCAACAUACAUAUUUUCUUUGGUUAUUGAUAAAAUGAAACUAUAUUGAGCGGAAAUUAAUAGUUUUUUCACUUUCAACCAUUAAUAUUGGUAAGUCACGUGAGGGUGGAGCUACCUUAAACACUGUUGGCUAUCCGAUUGACUGAAUUCCUUACACGGAUGCAGAUAAAGAAAAAUUGAAAACCUAAUAAGGUUUUCAAAUCAAUGUUUCACCAAACAGAUCAAUACAUGUUUCAUGCCAGCCUGAUAGGAGGGUACAUUUAUUUGAACAACUGUUGAUGAGACACUUGUAUAUGCACAUAUAAAACUCAUCCAUGCAUAUGUUAAAGUAUUUUCACUGUGAGUCUUCCAUCCUAUGAGAGUAUUGGUGUUUAAUCAUUCCAGAAUUUGGAUAAGACUUUUCUGCACUGCAUUGUUUUUGCAUAAUACAUUUUUCAAAUAUAGUAUCAAUAAAAGUGAGAUAAUGUG
Molecule: messenger RNA, 3192 nt
Organism: Ostrea edulis (European flat oyster)
Lineage: Eukaryota; Metazoa; Mollusca; Bivalvia; Ostreida; Ostreidae
Product: protein YIPF1-like
Exons: 8
Coding region: 30-1091 (353 amino acids)
Biological process (GO): vesicle-mediated transport
Cellular component (GO): Golgi apparatus; membrane
Molecular function (GO): small GTPase binding
Source: RefSeq, a predicted model, not a curated record